GUUAUCAUAAUAUCUUGUAAUCAAAUUUAUCAUAAAUAAAUAUUUACACCUAUUAAACAUGAUUAAUUUAUCGUUUGUGCAACAAAAAUAAAAUUCUUUUAUGUUACCACAUCGUUUAAAAAGUUUUUAUUGUUUGGUACUUGGAUAUAUGUAAUAGAAUUUUUUAUUGCUGUGCAUAGUAAUUAUCAGCGGUGGUGGCCCUUGGUCUCUCGACUACGAUUCUUGCUAUAGAAAAUAGAAGUUUGAGGCUGGCAGUACGAAGAUUAAAUAUGGAAAAAAACAAUUGCGAAAAAAAUUGCAAUAGAGACCAAUUGGCAAAGUACAGAUUGCCGGACACUGUCAAGCCUUUGCUAUAUGAUCUCUAUCUUUAUCCAGAUCUAAAGACCGGACUAUUUACAGGAAAAGUAAAUAUCUCUUUGGAGAUUUUAAAAGAAACAGAGAGCGUGAGCUUACACUCAAAGGGGCUCAAUAUUGCAAAUGUGAAGGUUGCCUCCCAGCCAGGAACAUUUAUCACAGAAAAGACCUACGAUUUACUCAACAUCAAAAGACAAGAUAAUUCUAAAUUUAUACCUGGAUUUGAUAAUAUUGAGAUUGAGUUUAAUGGUGAUAUGAAAAACAGAAUUGUGGGGUUAUAUACCAGCAGCUAUACAACAUCAUCAGGGGAGAAAAGGCAAAUUGCAACCAGUAAGUUUGAGCCAACAUUCGCCAGACAAGCCUACCCCUGCUUUGACGAGCCCAAUUUAAAAGCCAAAUACAAAGUCCAUUUAUUGAAACCAAAGGAUAGCUCCUACAUAGCUCUAUCUAAUUAUCCUGUAGAGAAUGUAACAGAUUACGAUAACGACCACCAACUAGUCACUUUCGAUGAAACUGUAUCAAUGUCGACGUACCUGUCAUGUUUUAUCGUUUCCGAUUUUACACAUACCGAAACAUCCUUCAACAACAGCGGAAAAAUUGUACCCCUUAAAGUGUUCGCUAGCCCUGAAAAUUUGGAUAAAACAAGAUAUGCAGGAGAAGUAGGAAAAAAAGUCAUUGAAUAUUAUGUACAGUAUUUUCAAAUGCCUUAUCCUCUGCCAAAAUUGGAUCUGGUUGCUAUUCCUGAUUUUGUGUCAGGCGCUAUGGAACACUGGGGUCUUGUCACUUUCAGGGAAACGGCCCUUCUGUAUACAAAUACAACGCAUUCAAGUCUCAAUAAACAAAGAGUGGCAACUGUAGUGGCCCAUGAAUUAGCUCAUAGUUGGUUUGGAAAUCUAGUCACGAUGAAUUGGUGGAAUGAUUUGUGGUUAAAUGAAGGAUUUGCCUCUUACAUUGAAUACAAAGGAGUAUUAGCAGCAGAACCUACUUGGGGCAUGCUUGAACAAUUUAUUAUAACCGAUUUGCAUCCUGUAUUAUCAUUUGAUGCCAAACUAAGUUCACAUCCUAUUGUUAAACAUGUUGUAACGCCAGAUCAAAUUACUGAGAUAUUUGAUGUUAUCUCUUACAAUAAGGGAGCAUCUAUCUUGCGAAUGCUGGAAGCCACAGUAGGCGACGAAGUUUUCCAAAAUGGCGUCAAAAACUACUUAAAUAGGUACGCAUUUGGCAACGCCGUCACGAAAGACUUAUUAAGCGAAUUGCAGCUUCUAGUCGGAAAUAAAUUGGAUGUCACAGAGAUGAUGGACACGUUUACACUUCAGAUGGGUUAUCCUAUAUUAGAUGUUGCCAUAUCGGGCGAUACUUACACUUUGACUCAGAAGAGGUUUUUAAAGGAUCCUAAUGCUGUUUAUAAUGUUAACGAAACCAAGUAUAAGUAUAGGUGGUCUGUACCAGUGACUUACGUUACAAAUUUGGGCAAGUCUAGCGAAUUCAUACUUUUUAAAUACAGUGAUAAUCAGGUUACCAUAAAGAAACCAGCUGGAGCAACAUGGCUGAAAUUCAAUACCGACCAAAUAGGUUACUACCGAGUCAACUAUCCACUCGAUGAAUGGCAAAAUAUAAUAAACAACUAUAAAUUGUUUAGUACCGGAGACAGGACCCAUCUUCUAGAAGAAACUUUCUGUAUAGCCGAAGCCAAUCAAUUAAAUUAUACAAUUCCACUGGAACUGACUAAAAAGUUGAAAGACGAAAUCGAUUUUACUCCGUGGAGUGUAGCUACAUCCAAUUUAAAAGAUAUUCUUGCUAGGCUUAGAGGCGCUAAGUCAGAUAUGAUCUCGGCAUACAAGGAAUAUAUUACAAAGAUUGUUUCACCUGCUUACAAUAAAUUUACUUGGACAGAAGAUGCAAGUGAUAAGCACCUUGAAAAGUUAGCAAGACUCAGAGUACUUAGUCUAGCCUGUUCAGCUGAUCAUAAGGAAGCAUUGGAAGAAGCGCGAUCAAAAUUUAAUACCUGGAUAGAAACUAAACAGCCAAUAUCACCAAAUUUACGAAGUCUUGUAUAUGUUUACGGAAUUAAGAAUGCUUCUGAAAGUGAUUGGGAUAAUAUGUUGCAAGUAUAUAUGAAUGAAACUGAUGCUUCAGAGAAAGUAAAACUUAUGGAUGGUUUGUCAAGUGUGGACAAUGUUAAUUUGCUGAAAAAAUUGUUGGAUUUGGUUAAAAACGAAUCAGUGGUAAGAAGUCAAGACUACCUCAUAGUUUUAGGAACUAUUUCAAUCAAUCCCAAAGGAACUGACCUGGUUUGGGAUUUUGUUAGGUCAAAUUGGGACUAUUUAGUAGGAAGGUACACCUUAAAUGAGAGAAACUUGGGCAAUCUUAUACCUAGAAUUACCAACAACUUCUAUACUCCUGAUAGGUUACAAGAGAUUGAAGACUUCUUUAAGAAAUAUCCAGAAGCUGGAGCUGGAGCAAUUAAAAGAAAAGAGGCUUUAGAAACCGUACGGAAUAAUAUUCUAUGGGUGUCGAAUUAUAAAAAUAUCAUAGAAGAUUGGAUAGUUAAGCAAAGUGCUGUUUGAUAUGAUUUGUUUUAAACGUGAACUAUGUUUUUUACACUAUUUUUAUUAUUGUACUUGUAAAUAAAUACUAUUUUUAAUUAUUA
Messenger RNA from Diabrotica virgifera virgifera (western corn rootworm), 3004 nucleotides. Its product is annotated as glutamyl aminopeptidase. NCBI's taxonomy places the organism in Eukaryota, Metazoa, Arthropoda, Insecta, Coleoptera, Chrysomelidae. The record is from RefSeq and is a predicted model, not a curated record. Gene Ontology annotation, biological process: peptide catabolic process; proteolysis. The coding region runs from base 270 to 2921 and encodes 883 amino acids. Gene Ontology annotation, cellular component: cytoplasm. The transcript is spliced from 17 exons. Gene Ontology annotation, molecular function: metalloaminopeptidase activity; peptide binding; zinc ion binding.